ACCCUAUAGCCAGGGAAGCCACUGUAGCCACUGCCCUCUCUCUACAAGGAACCCAGGGCCUGAAUAAGGUUAAGGGGCACAGUGUCUUCUUCUGGCCACAUAGCCUACCUUCUUAUAAUCUUCCCACAAGUUUGGGGAAGUGUCAGGCCAGACCCACAUGUCCCCAAAGGGAUUUCACACCUCAGAGCUGAGCGAGAUCUCAUAGGUCAGCUCUCCAAGUGACUUUCACCAGUUCAGGAUCCUCUGACGGAGCAUGAAAUGAAGGGCAGGGCUCCAACACAGCCCAAGAGCUGGCAGCAAGUGGACCUCCGACAUACAGGUCUUUCCUAGUUCUCAGGGGGGAAUCCCAGGAGAAAGGAACGACUUUCCUUCUUUCUUUUACAGGUGAGUAAGAUGAGGCUCAAGCAGCACUGAGUUGCAAAAGCUCACCCAGCAGGCCUCAACUGCGACAGCCGCUGUGCUCCCGGUGCCGGGCACCAAGACUGGUGCCUCCUACGGCCUAGUGCCUUCCGCCUGCAUCGCCCGCUGAUCCCUACCCGGCCAUCUUCAACGUGUUUCCUGGAUGAGCUGAGGUCUCAGUUCACACCGAGGGCUUAGCUCCUCUCCCGUUUGCUUGGAGCAGGCCCACCUUUAAGGAAGGGGUGAUGGAAGGGCCCCUGGAGGAUGGGGAUGAGUCUCCAGAGUCCCAGGGCCAUGCCACCGACUGGAGAUUUGCUGUGUGCAGUUUCAGAGAUGCCUGGGAUGAGGGGGAACCUGCUCCCCAGAUGCAGGCCAAGAACCCCCUUCCUCCAAGCCCACCAGCAGGGGCAGCUGGGGAGGAGCUCCAGGGCAGCCCUCUGCCUGGCGAGCUUCAAUCACCCACAGGACAGAUGGUUGCAGAUGAGUCGGGGCAUGGCCAGAAGGGCACAUUAGGAGGGUUCUCUGUCCAGAUGAAUGAACCAGCCUCCUAUGGAGUGGAGAUCCUCCUAAGUCCAAUGUCUUCCCACCUUAGUCUGGCACAGGGUGAGAAUGACAGCCAAGGAGACUUGGCAGGGCACUCAGUUUCAGGCAGGGUCAUGCCAGUCCGCUUGGACCCUGAAGGGUUGGACAGUGACCCUGUGAACCAUGGAGGUCUUUUAUCUGAGAUGUCGUCAGGGCUACUGGAGGCAGACUCCCACAGAUCCAGGCUCUUGAAGUCCACUGACUGCCUCCUGGCCCAAGACCUUGCCUGGGAGCUGCUUGCCAGUGGCAUGGCUGCCCUGCCAGGGACUCGAGAUGUAGAAGGCCGGGCAGUGCUGCUUCUGUGUGCCCAUAACUCAGCCUGGAAUCACCCCAAGUGCAACAGCCAUGAGCUCGUCCGCCUCCUGCUCUACUUGCAAAGCAUCCCCAGGCCCAAAGUACAGACCUUGGGACUGACCGUACUGGUGGACGCCCGGAUUUGUUCCCCAAGCUCUUCCAUAUUCUGGGGGCUCAGCCAACUGCAAGAAGCAGUCCCAGGAUCAGUGCACCGUGUGCUGCUGGUGGGAAAGCUGCCGGAGGAAGUGCCUGCAGGGCUACAGUUAGAGCAUCUAUCCUCUCACCAAAGCCUGCUGACCCACAUCUCCACUUCAGAGUUGCUCACUUCACUAGGAGGAGGCCUGCCUUACUGUCACCAGGCUUGGCUGGACUUCCGGAUGCGUCUGGAAGCCCUCCUACAGAGCUGCCAGGGGGUUUGUGCCCUGCUUCAGGGAGCCAUUGAGAGCAUGAAGGCUGUGCCCCAGCCCAUGGAGUCUGGGGAAGUUGGUCGACUGCUGCGGCAGGCACGGGUCCUGAUGGAGCAUGUGCUAGACUCUCCACGGUUGGCAUGGCUACAAUGCCAGGGAGCCUUGGAGCUCACAUGGCUAAAGCAAGAGGUGCCAGAGGUGACCCUGAGCCCAGACUACAGGUCAGCAGUGGAUGAGGUUGAGGAGCUGUAUGGCCGCGUGGAUGGAUUGCUGCACCAACUGACCCUGCAGGGUAACCGCCGAAUACAAGCACUGGAGUUGGUCCAGACGCUGGAGGCCCAGGAGGGCGAGCUGCACCAGAUAGAAGUGUGGCUUCAGCAGGUGGGCUGGCCAGCACUUGAGGAGCCCAGGGAGCCCUCACUGGACAUGCUGCUUCAGGCCCAAGGCCCUUUUCGGGAACUGGACCAGAUUGCUCAGGAACAGGUCAGGCGAGGGGAGAAAUGUCUGCAGCCACUGGUUGGCUGUGAUGCGGCCGAACUGGGCCCCUUUGGGGCCCGCUUUCUGACCCUGCGAACCCAGCUGGCCGACUUCUCUAGGGCUUUGGGCCAGCGGCGGCAGCGACUGGCAGAUGCCGAGAAACUCUUGCAGUUCUUCAAGCAGGCCUUGACCUGGGCCGAGGAGGGGCGGCAAGUGUUGGCAGAGCUGGAACAGGAGUGCCCAGGGGUUGUGCUGCAGCGGCUGCAGCUGCACUGGACCAAGCACCCGGACUUGCCUCCUGCCCACUUCCGAAAGAUGUGGGCUCUAGCCACAGGGCUGGGAUCUGAGGGCGUUCGCCAGGAGUGCCGCUGGGCCUGGGCGCGGUGCCAGGACACCUGGCUGGCCCUGGAUCAGAAGUUAGAAGCUGCUCGCAAGUCACCCCCGACGGGUAGCACAGCUAGCCUGUGUGUCAGCCGGGUCCCAGCGGUACCUGCUGUCCCUCCCCUGAGAAAGGCCUAUAGCCUUGAUCGGAAUCUGGGAUUGAGUCUCAGAGAACCUGCCCACCAGUGCCACCAUGAGGCUAUUGUACCUGCCUGCCACAGACCGGAGGCUGGAGAUGGUGCCCAGUCAGGGUCAUGCCCCACCAUGCCUCCUCCAGGGAGCUGUGACCCCAGGAGCCCCAACAGACUUCAGCUGGUGCUGGCGGAGAUGGUGGCUACGGAGAGGGAGUAUGUCCGUGCCCUGGACUACACCAUGGAGAACUACUUCCCUGAGCUGGAUCGCCCUGAUGUGCCCCAGGGCCUCCGUGGCCAGCGUGCCCAACUCUUUGGCAACCUGGAGAAGCUGUGGGACUUCCACCGCCAUUUUUUCUUGCGUGAGCUGGAGGCCUGUACCCAGCACCCGCCCCGGGUGGCCUAUGCCUUCCUGCGCCAUAGGGUGCAGUUUGGGAUGUACGCACUCUACAGCAAGAAUAAACCGCGCUCUGAUGCCCUGAUGACCAGCUAUGGUCACGUCUUCUUCAGGGACAAGCAGCAGGCACUGGGGGACCACUUGGACUUGGCCUCCUACCUGCUGAAGCCCAUCCAGCGCAUGAGCAAGUACGCGCUGCUGCUGCAGGAGCUGGCGCGGGCCUGCGGGGGACCCGCACAGGAGCUGAGUGCCCUGCGGGCUGCCCAGAGCCUCGUGCACUUUCAGCUGCGACACGGCAAUGACUUGCUAGCCAUGGAUGCCAUCCAUGGCUGUGAUGUCAACCUCAAGGAACAGGGCCAGUUGGUCCGGCAGGAUGAGUUCACAGUCCGCUGUGGGCGCCACAAAUCCCUGCGUCGCAUUUUCCUCUUUGAGGAGCUGUUGCUUUUCAGCAAGCCUCGCCAAGGACCCACAGGCAUCGACCUGUUCACCUACAAGCGGUCCUUCAAGAUGGCAGACCUUGGCCUUACUGAGUGCUGUGGGGACGACAACCUGCGCUUUGAGAUCUGGUUUCGCCGUCGCAAGGCUAAGGACACCUUUGUGCUACAAGCCACCAGCUUGGCCACCAAGCAGGCCUGGACAGCUGACAUCUCCCGCCUGCUCUGGAGGCAGGCCGUCCACAACAAGGAGGUGCGCAUGGCUGAGAUGGUGUCUAUGGGUGUGGGGAACAAGGCCUUCCGGGACAUCGCACCCAGCGAAGAAGCUAUCAACGACCGCACUGUCAACUAUAUCCUGCAGUGCCGAGCGGUUCGCUCUCGGGCCUCCAUUGCUGUGGCUCCCUUUGACUCUGACAGCCCCUACCUGGGGGCCUCAAGCGCCCUUCCUGGAGACCCUGCCUCUUGCUCCGUACUGGGGUCCCUCAACCUGCAUCUGCACAGAGACCCAGCUCUUCUGGGCUUCCGCUGGCCCCUGUAUUCCACCAGUUUCCCAGAGGAAGCAGCACUGGAGACGGAUGCCGAGCUGGGCAGUCAGCCAUCUUUGACUCCUGAGGACUCAGAGGUUUCCUCCCAGUGCCCAUCAGCCAGUGGCUCCAGUGGCUCAGACAGCAGCUGUGUGUCAGGGCAGAUCCUGGGCAAGGGCCUGGAGGACUUGUCCUAUGUGAGUGCCAUUUUGCCUUGUACCUACCGGCACUUUCUCAGCUCUCCCUGGGCCUAUGGCACCCUUGUCUUUAGGUGGAAAUGAGGGUGGUGGGACAGAGACAUUCCUUAGAGACCCCACCUGGAUCCUGAGCCAGGGAAAUAUGUGUUCAUACCUGGCUUUGUAUCACAGGUCUGAGCCUGGGCUUGAAGGUUGGCAGUGGAUCCAGGAGUCAUUAGAUCCAAGGAGCAUCACCUCCCUGGACAUAUGCUAUGACCAGGCCAUGGGCGGCAACUGGGUCACCUCCAGCCCAUAUGCACAGUCCUGUUGACCACCCAUUCUGAUGUCUGUGUCCAUUGGACAGAUUGGCAGUCACCUCCCCAGGGGAUUCUGGCAGCAGAGCCUAAAUGAGCACCCUCAUUUUGGGCUCCUAGCCCAUGUCCCCUUCUGUCCCCAUCUUCUGCUCCCACCCAGAGCAGAAGGUGGAUAUAUGUUUCUAUGCCCUAGGCUAGUGGGAUGUUGAAUGGCUCUGGUAGUGACUAAGCUGCCCCACCCUUCAGGAGGAACAGAGGUGGAUUCCUCGCCACUGCUUCCCAACUCCGGGUCUCAAAGCCAGGCUCAUCCAUACUGGACUCUUCCUGUUGCCCGCCCUAGCUCCCCAGUCCAGUUUGGUUACAUGGACUCAGAGGUUUUUGAAUAGCUUUCAGUUAGAGUUGUAUAAGAUUAUUUCACUGGUUGUAAGGUCUUUGGUUCUCAGAGAUGGAGUCCAGACCCUUGACUUGUGGUUUAUUCUUUAUUUGUUUAUAAUAAAAAAUAAAUUGAUAAUGCACCCUUCA
Molecule: messenger RNA, 5038 nt
Organism: Cervus elaphus (red deer)
Lineage: Eukaryota; Metazoa; Chordata; Mammalia; Artiodactyla; Cervidae
Gene: PLEKHG4
Product: pleckstrin homology and RhoGEF domain containing G4
Exons: 21
Coding region: 645-4307 (1220 amino acids)
Molecular function (GO): guanyl-nucleotide exchange factor activity
Source: RefSeq, a predicted model, not a curated record